AUAGAAAUUGCAGCUUCCCUUAACGAUAUAACAACUGCCCUCUCUUCGAUCUGUCUUUUGUUUUUGUUAUUUAUUUAUUGCUGUACAUAUAUUUUCACCAUCAUAGUCUCUUGUUCCUCGGAUCCUUUAAUCCGAAACCAAAAAUCCACAUGCUAUAAUCAGUUAUUUUGUAUAUCCGAGGGAGUGAAGAAGUAAAGAUGGUGAAGCUAACAAUGAUCGCGCGUGUUACUGAUGGACUUCCGCUAGCAGAGGGACUGGAUGAUGGUCGUGAUGUGAAAGAUGCUGAAAUGUACAAACAGCAGGUCAAGGCACUUUUCAAGAACCUUGCAUCUGGCCACAAUGACGCAUCGAGGAUGUCCGUUGAAACGGGUCCUUAUGUUUUCCAUUAUAUCAUUGAAGGACGUGUUUGUUACCUUACUAUGUGUGACCGCUCUUAUCCUAAGAAACUUGCCUUUCAAUACCUGGAAGACCUUAAGAAUGAAUUUGAACGUGUCAAUGGGGCUCAAAUUGAAACUGCUGCUAGACCAUAUGCCUUCAUUAAAUUUGACACUUUCAUACAGAAAACAAAGAAAUUGUAUCAGGACACCCGCACCCAGCGGAAUGUUGCAAAGUUGAAUGAUGAGCUGUAUGAAGUCCACCAAAUAAUGACUCGCAAUGUGCAGGAAGUUUUGGGUGUUGGUGAAAAGCUGGACCAGGUCAGUCAAAUGUCAAGUCGGUUAACAUCAGAAUCUCGCAUUUAUGCUGAAAAGGCAAGAGAUUUGAAUCGACAGGCCUUGAUUCGAAAAUGGGCCCCUGUUGCUAUUGUGCUAGGAGUUGUCUUCCUCCUCUUUUGGGUUAAAACAAAGCUCUGGUGAUCCAAUGGCCUUCUGUGGUUUCUGAGAAAUGUUGCAUAUUUUUCCUGGGUUUCUCUGCGUUGCAGUCUGUUGCCUGUGUUCGUGGUGCAAGUUCAAACUUCAGAGACUUCAUAUUGUGGACUGGACACGCACAUGAAGGCCUAAUGUUUCAAAGUGGACUCUAGUUUUCGCUCAUGACACGCUAGUUAAAAGGACUCUAGUUCUUUAUGUACACAUCUGAACAAAAUAUGGAAAUGUGAAAGAGAAACCCUUUAUCGUACAAUUAGGGAAGGAUCAAAUAUAUUGGAUUAAAUUCGAGGAUCUUCCGAAUUCUCGACACUUUAUAGAGGCCUUAUAAAUAUCCA
Populus euphratica (Euphrates poplar) is the source of this 1198-nucleotide messenger RNA. RefSeq names its product 25.3 kDa vesicle transport protein-like. Gene Ontology annotation, molecular function: SNAP receptor activity. The transcript is spliced from 6 exons. Lineage: Eukaryota; Viridiplantae; Streptophyta; Magnoliopsida; Malpighiales; Salicaceae. Bases 198 to 854 code for a protein of 218 amino acids. Gene Ontology annotation, biological process: retrograde vesicle-mediated transport, Golgi to endoplasmic reticulum; endoplasmic reticulum to Golgi vesicle-mediated transport. The record is from RefSeq and is a predicted model, not a curated record.